AUGCGAUGCGCUGUGUGGUAAGAUCUCAUCUCAUCCCUCUCGUCUCGUCUCGUCUCGUCUCUUGAUGACUUUCCCAAUAUGGACACCACUCACUACAUCUUCUCCCCAGUGACCGCGACGGACCGCGCAGGUCUCGCCUGGGUGGCCGCCAUCCUCAGCUUGAUGUUCACCAUCCUCACCCUGGCAACGCGAUUCCACAUCAAAGCGCAUACCUUAGGACACGACGAUUGGCUGGUGGCGGCAGCCACGGUAUUGGCACUGGGACAGUAUAUUGCCGUCUACGUUGGCUUGGACAAAGGAGUUGGACGGAGCAGUACGCUCCUCACACAGACCUAUGCAAGACAAUUGGGCCGCGCGGUGCUUGCGAGCGAGAUCCUUUUCGUCCUGUCAAUCAUGCUCAGCAAGCUGAGUGUCAUCUACUUCAUGAAGAGAUUGUUUACUCGGGAUCGCAGCCUCGCAUGGUGGGCUUGUCACGUCGGAAUUUUCCUUACCAUUCUCUGGGGUCUGGCUUCUGCCCUGGCCGUGAGCGUUGCAUGUGGCCCAUCACGAAUCCUGUACGGGCCUGAACGCUGCCCUGGAAAACUGCUACGUUGGGAACUGGUCAUCAGCUUCGAUGCUGCCCUUGAAGUGUCGUACGUCUUGCUUGCGAUGGCAAUGGUCUAUCCUUUGCAAAUGAAGAUGUGGAUCAAGUCUACAGUGGUUUUCGCAUUUGCCUUUCGUCUUGCCUGUGCUGUUCUAGCAGCUUUGCAUGGAACCUGGAUAGGGAAGUACGUCAGAUCUUCUGACCCUGGCCUUGCCAUCGCAGACGUCCUUGUCUGGCAGCAAGUCUGUUUGGGCUAUUCGUUGAUCGCGACCACGAUCCCCACAUUGAAAAACUUCGUUCGAGGCUACAACCACGCCAUGGGA
Molecule: messenger RNA, 906 nt
Organism: Pseudocercospora fijiensis CIRAD86
Lineage: Eukaryota; Fungi; Ascomycota; Dothideomycetes; Mycosphaerellales; Mycosphaerellaceae
Exons: 1
Source: RefSeq, a predicted model, not a curated record